UAUUUCUCUCUCUUUUUUUCCAGCCCCCGCCCCUCCGGCUGCGCGGUUGCUGCGGCGUCUCCUCUGUAGGGCUCCCCUGCCGGAGGAGGCAAUUUGCGGGUCGGCGCGUUCCAUGGCCGGCGGCGGGGGAUCAUGACCGACUACGGGGAGGAACAGCGCAAUGAGUUGGAGGCCUUGGAGGCCAUCUAUCGGACUCCUCACAGGUUCACAGUGUUAUCAGAAAACCCUACAAGUUUCACUAUCACCGUGACAUCUGAAGCGGGAGAAAAUGAUGAAACUGUUCAGACGACCCUCAAAUUCACCUAUUCAGAAAAGUAUCCAGAUGAAGUCCCAUUAUAUGAAUUGCUUGCACAUGAGAAUCUUGAAAAUAAUGAUAUUGCAGACUUAUUAAAACUACUGCAGGAACAGUCAGAAGAGAAUCUAGGCAUGGUAAUGAUCUUCACAUUGGUGUCAGCUGUGCAAGAAAGGCUGAAUGAAAUAGUAGAUCUAAUAAAACCAAGAAGAGAAGCAGAAAAGAAACAGAAAGAAAAAGAGGCAGAGGAGGCAGAAAAGGAUAAUGUAAUUACAUACAGCCGUGAUGGUGAUGACGAUGAUGAUGAUGACAGCAAAGCAAUGUUUCAUGGCACCCCCGUCACUAUUGAAAGCUUUUUACGCUGGAAGGCAACAUUUGAUUUGGAGCUUUUAGAAAUUAAAAGAAAAAAGAUGAAAGAAGAAGAACAAUGCGGCAAAAAUAAAUUAACAGGAAAGCAGCUGUUUGAGACAGAUCAUAACCUUGAUACAUCCGAUAUUCAGUUCUUAGAAGAUGGUGGAAACAGUGUGGAAGUAGAUGAAUCAUUGUUCCAGGACAUGGAUGACUUGGAGUUGGAAGAUGAUGAGGACGAUCCAGACUAUAGCCCUGUUCAUCUAGAUAGUGACUAGAUCUGAAAUUCCUCUACUAGCUACUUCGAUCCAUAGGUUUGGUUGGACACUUGUAGCCAGAAAGAUGCACACGUGAUUUGAAUAUCUUUUUCUUCAAAGAAAAGGGUGAAGUAUUUUAAGAUCAAGUGACUUCUUUUCUGGUGGCUUUCAGCCCAGGUAAUAAACAGACUUUAACAUUUGA
Molecule: messenger RNA, 1099 nt
Organism: Thamnophis elegans (Western terrestrial garter snake)
Lineage: Eukaryota; Metazoa; Chordata; Lepidosauria; Squamata; Natricidae
Gene: RWDD1
Product: RWD domain containing 1
Exons: 9
Coding region: 133-918 (261 amino acids)
Biological process (GO): cytoplasmic translation
Molecular function (GO): protein binding
Source: RefSeq, a predicted model, not a curated record